AUGUUGAAAUUCAAAGUGGUCCAUUAUUAUAUUAUCCCAUUAAUUUGUUUAAUCGUAUGGUGGGGUAUGUUGAUUGCGAUGCUUUCUGCAUGGUCUUUACAAGGUAAACCUCAAUAUAAAUGGAUUACUAUAUAUCAGAAUCCAAUUUACAUAUCUGAUAUUGGUGCAACUAAUUUACAACCCUUAUUUAUAUCAUGUGUUGGAUUCCAAGCUAUUUUCUUUAUUGGUACCUUAGUUAUGGAAUAUUUCUUGAGACGUCAUAAGAAGUUGCAACCAUAUGUAAGUACUAAACAGCCUAUUUUUGCUAUAUUCAGUAUAGUCUUCAGUAUAAUAUCUCAAUUAGGUAUAUUGUUUGUUUCAAUCUUCAAAACCACAGCUUAUCACUCAGUUCACUUAUCAAUGGUUGCAGUAUUUAUUAUUUUUGCAUUCUUGACUUGUUUAUGUAAUUUCUUCAAUUCCUUUAUUUUUGGUAAUUACCCUCAAAGAUUAAGUCCAAACCAUGAAAAAGUCAUAUUUGGUAAACACAAGUGGGCCAAUUUGUACAUGGUUUCGUUCUUUUUGAAAUUAGCAUGGUUAGUUGGUGCUGUUGUAUUUGCUGUAUUAUUUGGAUGGUUCAUGAAAGAUGGAAAAGAUAGUACUUCUUCUAUCUUCGAAUGGACCAUCUCAUUCUGGUAUGGAUUGUUAUUGAUAUUUUGGGCAAUUGAUUUAUUCCCUUCAGCUGUUAAACAUUAUCAAGUUAGACAUCCAGAUGAAUUCCCCGAAAAGAACCUAGCUAACGUUCAUUUGGAUCCAACAAACGAAGAAGAUUUGGCUAAAUUAGAACAAAUCAGUCCAUAUAGAAGUCCUACUACUUUACAUGAUAACGUAUAA
Yamadazyma jaroonii is the source of this 870-nucleotide messenger RNA. NCBI's taxonomy places the organism in Eukaryota, Fungi, Ascomycota, Pichiomycetes, Serinales, Debaryomycetaceae. The record is from the annotation of a GenBank genome assembly.